CUCUCCUGGGUUACUGGGCCGAGGUCUGGACGUUGUGCGAGCCCUGUGGGGCCGGCUGGGCCCCGCCGAUCUGGAGUCCGACGCCGAGAUGCCCGACCGAGACGCCUGACGAGUAUGAGCAGCAGCUGGAGAGGAGGCGGACCUUCUCGGCCUGGCUGUCCGGCUGGAGCCGCCUGCCGGGUGGAGGAGGAGGUGGCGCUGGCGGCGAAGGGUCGCCACACGGACGCCAUCUUCAGCUACCUGACGGAAACCGCAUCAGUGAGGCGUGUCGGCUGGCGCAGAAGGAAGGAGACCACCGUCUGUCCCUGCUGCUGUCUCAGGCCACCGGCUCUCAGUACUGUCGGGACCUGCUGGCCCUCCAGCUCGCCGACUGGAACCGCAUGCAGACCGACAGCUACCUGCCGGAGGAGAGGCUACGCAUCUACACACUGCUCGCAGGGAAACCGGUGUGGCAGUCGUCUGAAUCCGUGGUGAACGUUUGCUCCGAGCUGGACUGGAAGCGCUGCGUAGCCGUCCACCUCUGGUUCAUGCUGCCGCCCACCGCCUCCGUGGCCGACGCCCUCGCCAGAUACGAAGCCGCCUUCCAGGGCUCAUGUGAGGGGGGUAAAUACGCCUGCGCCCCCCUCCCUCCGUACAUGGAGGCGGAGCAUCCGGACAUGGAGGAGGAGGAGGAGUCUAAACGAUCGCUGCACGACCUCUGCUUCCACCUGCUCAAACUCUACAGUGACAGACACUACAGCCUGCAGCAGCUGCUGGACCCUCUGACCCUCACCUGGGACCGUCUGGACUACCGGCUCAGCUGGCACCUGUGGGGCGUCCUGCAGGCGCUGCACUACAGCCACCUGAGUGCCUCGCGGCAGGGACUCCUCCACGCCAGCUACGCCGCCCAGCUGGAGAGCGCCGGCCUCUGGCACAUGGCCGUCUUCAUCCUGCUGCACAUCCCCAACGACACUCAGCGGGAGCGAGCGGUGAGGGAGAUGUUGACCCUGCACUGCCGCCUGCAGGAGACGGACGAGUCUCAGCGGAGGGAGCGCUUCCUGACGGAGAGGCUGCUGAUCCCGGAGCAGUGGAUCCACGAGGCCAAGGCCACCAGAGCACGCCGCGACGCCGACCACCAGCAGGAGGCGCUGCACCUUUACCGGGCCGGGUUCUGGAGCCAGUGUCACCGGCUGCUCAUCCAACACCUGGCCUCAGACUGCAUCAUCAACGACAACCACGACUACCUGCUGGAGUUCCUGGAGGGGCUGGCGGUCCCUGAACACAGCGCCACCAUCCAGGACUGGGACACGGCGGGGAGGGUUUACCUGGACUACAUCCGCGUCAUCAAGACUCUGCAGGACAUCCAGCAGAUGGAAAACGCCGGUUACGAGUUGGAGCGUCUCUACGGCGACGUGACGUCUCUGUGCAGCAGAAUCGAGCUGCUGCCCUGCAGCUCCGCCAGAGACCGCCUCGCCCAAUCAGAGAUGGCGAAGCGCGUGGCCAACAUCCUGCGGGUGGUGCUGAGCCUGCAGCAGGGCGACGCCGCCUCCGACUCCUCGGCGUGCCGCUCAGCCAGCUGGCGCCGCACAUCAGCCGCCUGCCGAUGCCGGAGGACUACACGCUGGAGGAGCUGCGAGGCCUCACGCAGUCGUACCUGCGGCAACUCACCGUCAGCCAAUGAGAGUGCAGAACAGCAGCGGAGGGCUGAUUGAAGUUUAAAGAAGGUGUUGAACUGUCCGCUGCUCAGACAUCAUGGAAUUCUGAAAAAAAGGAUUAAAAAAAAAAAAAGAUAAAAGGAGCUGAAACACAAACGGGAAACGAGUUUGAGUCGUUUGUUUCCGAGGAGGGAACCGCUCCACGACUCGGUUCCGGAGUUUGUUCUCGUCGGUUCUGGACGCCGUCUGUUUUGAAAACAGGCACAAAGCUGCGAUACGUCAUUCCUCUUCGUCUGUGUGUGUGUGUGUGUGUGUGUGUGUGUGUGUGUGUGUGUGUGUGUGUGCGUCGCUUCAGGGGAGAGUUAAAAAAUAAGAAACAACAGCACUUGACCAGAAGUUCCUCCUCAUUCAGUCACCGUUAACCGUUUAAAACCACGUUAACCAACCGGGUCACAGGAACCAAAAUUAUGUUUUUGUUUCACCAAAUCUACUUUGUUUUUUCACACCUGCCUCUGGAUUAUUUUACCUCGUAGAAUACAACAAAGAUCUUCUGGUGCUAACUGGGAGUUCUUCUGUUCCACUGGUUUCCGUUUAUUCCUGUUGAGUGUGAAAGUCGCUCCACAGACUCUUGAAACCUGCUGCAUUGUAAUCAAUCUUUAUUAUCAAGUCUGUUCAUUUAUGUCAAAGUUUAACUGAAGUUGUGAAAUCAUUUCCUGCAGACUUUCAGAUCUAUCUGUUUAAACUGCAUCACGUGAAGAAAACCUUUUUCAUCAGGGAGUUCUGUCUCCAAACAAUAAGACAAUACAAACAUUGAAGCGUCUGUAAUGUUCUAGUACCGAUAGUUUCCAGAGUCUGCUAAAGAUUUUAAUACUAUGCAGAAAUGAAUGGAAACCAAUCGGCAGAAAGGGAAAAAAAAAUCUAAUUAAAAAGUAGCUAAAACGUUCCAACUGUAAAACGAUCCGUUCUCUCUUUCAGCUGUAAACUCGUUCACACGUUCUGUUUAUUAUUUUAAAGUUCUCCCCAGAAACCGACUUCUUUCCCUCUUUAACAGAGUUAUUUUGUUGGAGUGGCGUCUUUGUAACGGCACUUCACUAUGCAUGUGAGCGUGUAAAUGUGACCUCGUUUGACCUUUGACCCCAAAGAAAGUGACGCGUUAUCGAUUUAGCUCCGACAAAAGAGGAUUUAUUUUUUUUUCUUCGAAAGAUUUGGUUUUAUGAUAUGCGUGAACAAAAAAAGCAGCCGUUAGCUUAGCAUAGUGUGACAGUAGCAUCUGUUCAUCUGUCGAUAUGUGAAUAAAGACGAUUAUCUGAAUGCGAGCGGCGGCGGCGUUCAGACGGGUUCCACGUGAACGACGUGGGUUUGAUUCUGAGGAAAGCUCAACAUGCAAAAUGUCUGAUGGUCUAUUUUUGUAGAUUUCUGUUUUGUUUGAAUGUAAAUCAGAAGUGUGUGUGUGUGUGUGUGUGUGUGUGUGUGUGUGUGUGUGUGUGUGUGUGUGUGUGUGUGUGUGUGUGUGUGUGUGUGUGUG
Anoplopoma fimbria (sablefish) is the source of this 3159-nucleotide messenger RNA. Its product is annotated as nuclear pore complex protein Nup98-Nup96-like. The record is from RefSeq and is a predicted model, not a curated record. NCBI's taxonomy places the organism in Eukaryota, Metazoa, Chordata, Actinopteri, Perciformes, Anoplopomatidae. The annotation marks the transcript as partial. The transcript has 9 exons.